Molecule: messenger RNA, 2607 nt
Organism: Pyrenophora tritici-repentis Pt-1C-BFP
Lineage: Eukaryota; Fungi; Ascomycota; Dothideomycetes; Pleosporales; Pleosporaceae
Product: DUF605 domain containing protein
Source: RefSeq, a predicted model, not a curated record
AUGCCAACGCUUACCACAAGAGAGAUCGUACGUUGCCGCCGUUCAUCAGCCAACAAGCUUGCACCUGCGAUAUCCUGGGAUGCUACUACACACAACAACCAUACUCCCCAAUCGCCGUCAGAUCCAGAAAAACCAGAUUUGCCCGACAUCCCGCAUUUACCUUCGUCGCCCUUCUUCCAUGCUAAUCCUGCGGAACCUCCUAAAUCGCCCCAACUCCCGGGUUCAUCGCACCAUGUCGAGGCCGAGCCGGCGUCACCCCCAAAUGCACUUUCGCUUCCUACGCCCUUCAGUACCUCUCCACCAGCGUCACCUACUGAUAUAGUCUACCAUGUUCCGCAUGUAUCAAGGCCAGUACCACCCUCCUGGAAUUCUACAUCAACUCCGACCAACUCCACAGUAAGAGGCCCCGAAAAUUGCACUGGUUGUGUCAUCGCAGCGCGGCGCCCUGUAACCACUUCAUUCAACCCUAAAGAUAAAAAAAUUGUAUGGGAAAGCUACGUGGUGACUGCGACUGUCAUUUCAGAGUACGUUACAUAUAUGGACAACAACACCAUCGAAACGGUCGUCACUGAGCGGAAGACUGUCAACCAAACAAAGACAGUUACCAUUUCAGACGCGGUGAUCAUGCAUCAUACACCAACGUUUGAAGUAUUGGUAACAAAGGAUGUUUAUGUAACACUGCUUGCUGGGCCUACUUACGUUAUAUACAACGACAUUAUCGGUGGCUUGGACCACUACAACGAGCAACGCUGGCCAGAGUACGACUGGACACAAAAAGGAUGUGAUCCUGCCACCACACAGCUCAGAAACUGGCAGCCACCAAAGAACGCGACAAUAGACUGGAGUUCCUUCAUAGCCACAUUCACAGGAAACCCUCCUCCCCAGGAGACAGCGAUGAAUCAGGCCUUCGCAUUACCCUCCAAGGCGAUUGAAUAUUUGAAGAAAGAGCCGGCUAUCAUGUCUCAAUAUCACGGUGCAGAUAUCGCCACGUGUAGUGUUAGCAGGGCGACCCAGAGCAGACCAUUCCAAAUACUACCAACUGGGGGGUUGCCUAUGGCGCCACAGCCUCCAUUGAACAUUGGACUGGAAACUCCAACAUCGAUGAUACCGAUACUACCAUCACCACUUACAAAUACUUACCUUGCAACAACCUACGAUACAACGUCCGUUCACGUCACAGUGCGGGGCUGUUUACGAUGUCAAGAGACAUCAGUAAACGAGCUUAACGUCCCAACGAACAGAGUUAAUGUACCUUCUCAAACUCGCAUUAAUGCACCGCAGGAUUCCGUUAAUACACCGACUCCAGUUGCGCCCGGCCAAAACGCUGGGACUGCGACCAGACCUACACCUGUGCCGGGCAUUCCGACUGCAAGUAUGAUGAUAGGGGGCGUCCUGUUCCCGAUCAAUGUCCCCAGACCGACGUGGAACAACAAUGGCCAGAGUCCACCUCCUCCCGGCAUUGUCAUUGGACAAGAGACAUUCACGCCUGGAGAGACCAAGACCAUAAACGGAGUUCCCGUCAAUGCUCUUCCGGAUGGCAAUGGGGCGGCGAUCGUUGUAGGUGGUAGCACACUUUCUCUGAACCCGGUAGUGACUCCCAGUUCACCUGUAAUUGCGAUCGGCGGGGGCAGAGUUGAGGCGAAUCCUAAUGGAGACUUCGUAUUCGGGCCAGUGACGCUGAAAGCAGGAGGUUCCCCGAUCGUUGUCAAUGGGAAUACAGUUAGCCUAGGCUCAAACGGCAUUGCCAUUGUCAACGGGGUCACGCAGACCAUCUCUAAUGCCCCUGUUGCCACCCCAAUUCCUGCUUUCAUAGCAGGCGGCCAAAUUGUAUCUGCGACAGUGGUGGGAGGCUCACCAGUUUUUGUAAUAGCCCCAGGACAAACUCUUGGAGCAGGCGGCACGCUUGUUGUCAAUGGCACCACAUACGCCGUACCCGCUGAUGCACAAGGGCCAGUUAUUGUCAUAAAUGGAAAAACCUCAACUCUUGGUGCCGGGCAGCCUGUUAUAACAAAUGGCGAGGGGCAGCCCAUCACUGCGCAAGUUACAGGUGGCGUACCGGCCUAUGUACUCGCACCUGGACAGACUCUCACACCGGGUGGCGUUGUCACCGUUUCUGGGACCACAUACGCGUUACCUGCAGAUGGAUCCGGCAAUGUCGUGGUUAUCAACGCCGUUACUUCCACGAUAGCAAACGGCGCAGGUAUGACAGCUGCACCAGCGCUAAUAAUCAACGGAGUGACAUACACGAACAAGGUAAGAGACGGCACAACCGAGUACAUUUUGGGCAAUGGAACAACCCUGGCACAAGGCGGCGCAGUGGUGAUUGAUGGCACGACGUACUCGUUGGACAAAGCCGGAACGGCAUUGGUAAUUAAUGGGCAAACAAGCACCAUUUCAAAUCUCCCCAAGAGCACCAGCGCAACUACUACGGGCUCAAGCUCAAGCUCAAACUCUCCUACCACUACUCAUAAUGCGGGGGAUCUGAUCGCGAGCGGCAUUGGUGAGACCAGCAAGCAGCGUGGUGCAGCAAGUUAUGGCACAGGCAUCGAUAAAUGGGUCGAGAAUAUGGUUAUAUGCGCAGCUGGAUGGCUUUUCAUGCUAUUGUAG